AUGGAAAAUAAUAAUAAUAAUAAUAACGAAAACAGUUAUAAUAACGAUAUAAGUGAAAGUAAAGUAAUACAAUUUGGUGAGAUCAAAGAUGAAUAUGACCAAGCAAAACUUGCCAUAGUUCGUGAUUUCCCAAUGUGUUUCUAUCCAAUCUCCAAACUUUUUGACUGUGAACGUGACAACCAAGUUCCUCCCUCCUCUUCAGCAACAAGUAAAUUUAAAAUAUGUCAACAUGAAAAUGCCCAUUUAAAUUUUUGUAUUUUAUCUUCAUUCUGUCCAUUCGAGGCAACACUUUUAAUGAAUUGUACCAAUGGCCAUAUACCAGUUGGUGAAACUAUCAAAAUACCAAAAAAAUGUUUAGAAAUUUUCAAUUCAUUCGACAAUUGUCUUACUAGAAAAACAAAAGAAUUUGAAACUAGAGGCUUUCCAGAAACAGAAGAAAGAACAAGGGUGGUUUAUGGCGAUAAUAUUACACCAAACAAAAACAAAAAUAGCAAUGAUGGUACAACUCAAUAA
Messenger RNA from Dictyostelium purpureum, 513 nucleotides. RefSeq lists its product as uncharacterized. Bases 1 to 513 code for a protein of 170 amino acids. NCBI's taxonomy places the organism in Eukaryota, Evosea, Eumycetozoa, Dictyosteliales, Dictyosteliaceae. The transcript has 2 exons. The record is from RefSeq and is a predicted model, not a curated record.